AUGUACUUGGAAGCAGAAAAAAUGUGCAGGGAACCAGAUACUAAAGUAUAUUACAACCUUGGUUUGUGUUACUUGAACUUAGGAGAAUUGGACAAAGCUAAAGAAUAUUUUCAUCGCACUAUUCAACUUAGUCGAAAUCAAGAUGCUUAUGAAAAAUUAGCUUCAAUAUUCGCCAUAGAAAAUAACUUCAAAAAUGCAACCAGUAUACUAAUUACGGCUUCAAAGUUGUUUCCAUUCAGCACGAAUAUAUCUGUAGACUUGGGUCUGUUAUAUAUGAAACAACGUGAUUAUGAUCAAGCCUUUAAUGUUCUCGGAAAUACACUGUGUCAGGAUCCCGAAAAUCCUAAAGCGCUCCUGACAUUAGCAGCUGAAAUGCAGAGAAACUGUGGUUACGACGAAGCAUUGGCCAAGUACACUAAAGUUGUUACUGAUUUAUCUGAAUGCUCUGAAACGUGGAAUAACAUCGGAAUGUGUUUCUUUGGAAAACACAAAUACGUUGCGGCUAUAAGUUGCUUAAAACGUGCUAUUUAUUUGCACCCAUUUAAUUGGAUCGCCUUAUACAACUUGGGCCUUGUACAUCUAUACACUAGACAAUAUGUAUCAGCAUUUGUAUUCCUCUCAACUACGGCGAAAUUAAACCCAAAUCAUGCUGGUACUUUUAUGCUUAUUGGGUUGGCAUUAAACCAUAUGAACGACACAAGGAAUGCGGAAAAGGCUUAUCGUAAAUCCAUAGAGUUAAAUCCAGACAAUCCAGAAGCGCUAAUCAAUUUGAUAAUUUUGGAAGUUAACCAAGGCAAAAUUGAGGAAGCUGAAAAAAAUUUCCACUUUUUUCAAGAAGCAUGUCUAUCGUGUAGUGCAAUUGAUAAAGAAAUCAUCGAACUAGGAAAGCAAGUUUCAGACGCUCUUGACGGUCAUCCGCGAUCACUAGACGAAAAAUAUGAUAAAAUGCCUGAACGUGAUGAACCCUGCUACGAGGUGGUAGAAUGA
This is a messenger RNA of Macrosiphum euphorbiae (potato aphid), 987 nucleotides long. Lineage: Eukaryota; Metazoa; Arthropoda; Insecta; Hemiptera; Aphididae. The record is from the annotation of a GenBank genome assembly.